UAACAGGCUAGUAGAUAAGAUACAUUUCCCUUCAAAUACCCACAAGACAUGGAACACCAAACAGGUCAUCAAAAUCCACAUUAAGGAGAAAUGGCAUCUGAAAAUGUCUAAGUCGGUGAACAAGAAGGUUUCUCACUGCAAAAUCUGUUUUUCUGUCUACGACUUCGAUACCCGUCGCUCCAGAGUGCUGCCUUGCGGUCACACCUUCUGCAGUAGUUGUAUCCACGACAUCAUCAGAAGCAAAAGUGGGUGUCUUACCUGUCCCAACUGCCGCAGUGAACACACUCUCACUUCCGCCUCUGAACUCAAACCUAACUACACCGUAGAGGAAAUGUAUUCGGUCGAUAAUUCUCCUGUGAUGGAUUCCACUUCCAUGGCAUCCGGUGGUUUCACUCCCAAGUUGAAUGCUGGAGUCUGUGGGGAACAUGGCCAGUAUCUGUUGUUCCACUGUGACACUUGCGAGGUGUGGAUCUGUCAGGCUUGUACAGUAAUCGACCAUCCUCGAGAUGAAUGCGCAGUUGUGAGUAUUAAGAAGGCUAUUGAAAACCUGAUGACAAAGGCGAGGAAUGAGGUCAAUUGCCAGAUUGAUAAGUGCAACAAAGCUGUGUCUCAGCUUAGCCAUUAUAAUCAGGAACUUGAAGAGCAAAUCCAGGCUCACAAGAACCUCCUCAGAAACAAAGAAAGAGUAAUAGGGAAGUAUGGAGACCUGGAAGAGGCCCUCCAGAUGGAACAACUCACAGUCAGCAAGAGAAGAGAAGAAGGUUGUGCAGUGAUGCAGGAUCUUAGGACCCUUAAGGACCGUAUUGCAAAGGCUGCAACUCUGCAAGAAAUGAAUAACUGUAAUACUGAUGCUUCGCAAUUUGAAGGAGCAGCUAGCAAUUGGAUAAAGGACUUCGAAAAUAGCUUUCCAGAUCAGCCUCUUCUAUCAAAAGCUAAGAAGAUGAACAUGAUGACCAGUACAGCACUCGAACUUAUGAACUGGGAGUUCGUAACCUGCCUUACAGACACGCAACUUCAGGAGAUUGCACAAAGCACUAAGAAAAUGCUGUUGUGUGCUUAUGUGAAGACUUCAGAAGUGUAUGCAGCACUGAGAAGUAAAGAUAAGCAGAGAUAUGUACCUCUUAUCUCUAAAGAUAACUCCUUUAUCUUCGGAAACAUACAAGAUCACCUGCCCCCCUCCCGAGCUGUGCUUAUGUCACUGGAAGACCUAUUGGCUCAGACUGUUCCUCUGUAUGGAGUGGUUGAGAUGAAAAGUUGUCGCUUUGCAACCAAGAUAUCCUCUGUUGGAGAGGGUUACUGGCUGGAUCCUGUUAGUCCUUCACAAAUUGCAGUAACAGCCUGCAAGAUUCCCGUAAGUUUCAGAGGAACUGAAGGUAUCUUCUGUUCCUUAGAUCAGAUUAUCUUAAAUUCUUCAAGUAUAUAUAACGAUUUUCCAUUGUUUUAUCUGUUUCAGUACCGACAUUUGCGCAAGAUUGUUGGAACUUCUCCAAUCUGUACCUUCCUUGACCUAGCCUGGGGAGAUGAAGGUCAAGGUCAAGUGUGUAUGCAAGUAGAUGUGACCAUUGGGCGAGGUCAACAGUUCCUGAUGCUGUGUACUGGAGAGAGAGGGUCAUCGUACACUAACACUAACCUUCUUAGCGUAGCUAACAAGGGUCAACCAGGGGAAUUUAUCAUAGGAGGUGACUAUGAAACUAACAAUGGUUCUGGGGGGGCAGCCCUGCUGUCAGGGCUUAUAGCUGUUGGGGGAAAGUCAAGACAGCUAACAGCAGGGCUGGUGUCUGGCCACAGCCACUCAGACAAGAGCAGUCAGUUCCUGAUCUAUACCAGAGAUCUUCCUGACAGCUAUGAUUAUUUAAGUUUUGGUCAAGUGAAGACGGGAUUGGAUGUGCUGUUGUCUGUAGCUCAGUUAAGUGACCCACGUAAUGUUAUAGUGAAGGAUUGUGGAGUAAUUGUUACAUUGUAAUAAGUGAUAUAGUGAAAGAUUGUGGAAUGCUUACAUAAUAUGUGAUGUUAUAGUGAAGGGUAAUGAAGUAUUUUAUUGUAAUAAGUGAUGUUAUAAUGAAAUGAUAGUGAAGUAGUUGUUUUAGAUUGUUAAUUAGGUCUAGUGUCAAGACGAGGGUUAUUAAGGCUGCAUGUAACCUGUACACAACCAGUCUAGAACACUUUCUGUACACAACCAGUCUAGAACACUUUCUGUACACAACCAGUCUAGAACACUUUCUGUACACAACCAGUCUAGAACACUUUCUGUACACAACCAGUCUAGAACACUUUCUGUACACAACCAGUCUAAAACACUUUCUGUACACAACCAGUCUAGAACACUUUCUGUACAUAACCC
This is a messenger RNA of Cherax quadricarinatus, 2341 nucleotides long. The record is from RefSeq and is a predicted model, not a curated record. Lineage: Eukaryota; Metazoa; Arthropoda; Malacostraca; Decapoda; Parastacidae.